AUGGGUGCCUGCGUCUCGCGUUCGACGGCGACGGCGGCGGCGGCGGAGCUCCGGCGAGUGGAGGCGGUGGACACCGCGGCGAUGGUGAUGGACCUGGACGGCACCAUGGCGCGGGUCGAGGCGCCCGUCACGGUGCGCGCGGCGCUGGGCGGGGACGCGUGGUCCUGCUUCGUCUGCGCCGCCGACGAGCUCGGCUUCGACGCGCCGGCCCGCGCGAUGGACGCGGAGGAGGCGCUCCGGCCCGGGCAGCUCUACUUCGUGCUCCCGCUGUGCGUCCUGCGCCGGCCGCUGUCCGGGCAGGACAUGGCGGCGCUCGCCGUCAAGGCCAGCGCGGCGCUCUCCAGCAUCGGCGCGGGGGGCCUUUACACCGCCGCCGCCGCGGUGUCGACGACGGCGUGGCGCAAGGGCCGGGCCGGCGUGGAGACCGGCAAGCGGCGGAAGCAGACGUCUCGGGUGGCCCCACUCGUCGUCGUAAGCGGCACCGGUGCGUACGCGCCGGUGGUGGCGUCCGGUGAUCGUCAUCGGACGACGGGGAAGACGACGAGCAAGGGAGGAGGAGGAGCUCGUCGUCGUGCUGGCGUGCAGAGGUUGAGCGCCAUUUUGGAAGGCAGCGAGUGA
Molecule: messenger RNA, 618 nt
Organism: Oryza brachyantha (malo sina)
Lineage: Eukaryota; Viridiplantae; Streptophyta; Magnoliopsida; Poales; Poaceae
Exons: 1
Coding region: 1-618 (205 amino acids)
Source: RefSeq, a predicted model, not a curated record